CCUGGAGCUAAACUUGUCUUCCGUCCAAAGAGACCAGUGCCGUACGCAGCAUUAUCGAAAGUUGACGAAGAACUUAACCGCCUUCAACUACAGUGAGUUAUUACACCUGUUUCUUAUUCUACCUGGGCAGCACCCAUUGUGGUUAUUAAGAAGGUUAAUGGCACAAUCCGAAUAUGCGCAGAUUUUUCCACAGGUCUUAACGCAGCUCUCGAACAGCAUCAUUACCCACUGCCAGUCGCUGCAGAUUUGUUCACGAUGUUAAAUGAUGGGAAGUUCUUUGCAAAGCUGGAUCUCGCUGAUGCCUAUCUACAAGUGAAAGUGGCUGAAGAUUCGAGAGAGUUUUUGACCAUAAAUACUCAUCGUGGCUUGUUUCAGUACGAUCGCCUACCAUUUGGUCUUAAAACAGGUCCAUCUAUUUUUCAGCAACUAAUGGAUACCAUUCUAUCGGGUAUUCCGGGGGUCGCAACUUAUCUCGAUGAUAUCUUAAUUGUUGCCACAUCGUUAGGACAGCUUCGAGAACUCACGACAGCUGUACUACAGCGCGUCAGCGAUAACGGGUUCCGAUUACGCCGAGAAAAAUGCCAGCUUUUCUUGAAGUCAGUUAAAUACUUGGGAUUCAUCUUUGAUGUCGCAGGUCGCAGACCAGAUCCUGAAAACAUCCGAGCCAUAAAACUGUUGCCGACUCCCACUAAUAUCUCUGAGCUACGAUCAUUCCUGGGAUUAAUUAGCUGCUACUCAGCUUUUGUUCCGUCGAUGCAUGACAUACGCGCCCCGCUAAAUCAUCUUCUGAAUAAGAACACCAGCUGGAACUGGACAAAAGAAUGUGAAGCUGCAUUUUGCAAGCUGAAAACAAUCAUAAGCUCUGAACUAUUGCUGACACACUACGAUCCGUCCAUACCUAUCAUUGUCGCUGCAGAUGCUUCAGAUUUCGGACUCGGUGCUGUCAUCUCACAUCAGUUCCCGGACGCAACAGAGAAAGCUAUUAUGCACGCAUCUCGCACAUUAACUUCAGCGGAAAGAAAGUACAGUCAAAUAGAGAAAGAGGCUCUCGCCCUUUUGUUUGCAGUACGCCGUUUCCACAAAUUCUUGUACGGUCGAAGAUUUACUCUUCUCACUGAUCACAAGCCUCUUCUCAGAAUUUUCGGUUCGAAAUCUGGCGUUCCAGCCCAUUCUGCAAACCCUCUCUAGCGAUGGGCUUUGAUACUGAUGGGCUAUGAUUUUAACAUUCAGUACCGGUGCACCCAACAGUUUGAUCAGGCUAACGCCUUGACACGACUUAACAGUGAACACCAUAAGGCCGACGAAGAUGCAGUUAUAGCCUCCCUAAUUAGCUGAAGCCGUUGUCAUCAGCUGUAGAAAUCUGACUUAUGCAUCAAAGUGUCUUAUUCAGCCACUGUUUACCAUGAUGCGCAGUCGCGUCACAAUGCAUAAAUCACAUAUCACAAACCUUUAUUUUAUGUUUAUCUCUACCUUGUUAUAUUCAGUGUGCACCAAGUUGUUUUUCCCAGUUCACGUGGAUUUUUUAAAUCUCUGUUAUUAUUAUUUUUAUUAUUAUUUCAGUUAACUCGAUAUUGCGUCUGUCCUAUUAUCCAUACUAUUUACUUACUUUCUGGUUAGCAUUUUUUAGAUGCCUAACCCUCCUCCUUUAUCCGGAUUUGGGACUGGCAACAGCCCCGAAAGGACUCCAGGCGGAGUUUUACAUUCUAUUUACAUCAUUUAUCUUUUUUAUAUUGACUGUAUCUCGAUACGUUCCAACGAAUUUUCGCUAUCUCUUUCCUUUAUAAUGACCUUUGAAAUUUACAUAUAAAAUCUUUAUCCUAUUUAAGCCUUAACCGAUAUAGAAGUUCACUAUUUCAACUCGUUUAUUUUAGGCUCAUUGUAAUAAUUUCAGGUUUUGUAAAUAAUUUACAAUGUAACUAUUUAUUUCAGUUGAUACGUUAAGUCUUAUUUUUGUCUGAACACAUAAAUAUGGGUACAAAGGGGCACCGAAUACAUAUGCACCACACAAGUCACUUAAUUUGUGUGUGGGUUGUGACACUACCCGGAUGCCGAGACGGGAGCAGGUAGCUUUCUUAGAGAGCGCCACAUCAGGAGCCUUCAACCUAAAGGUUUGAUCCACAAGGCAGUUGAGCAAUGUCAGGAGAUGCAGUCCCAUGUUAGCCGGUAACCAACGAUUGGUUCAUACGCCAUUUGUUCCUUCAGGAUCCUG
Messenger RNA from Schistosoma spindalis, 2209 nucleotides. The record is from the annotation of a GenBank genome assembly. NCBI's taxonomy places the organism in Eukaryota, Metazoa, Platyhelminthes, Trematoda, Strigeidida, Schistosomatidae.